This is a messenger RNA of Pseudoliparis swirei, 3175 nucleotides long. Its product is annotated as leucine-rich repeat neuronal protein 1-like. Bases 43 to 2181 code for a protein of 712 amino acids. Gene Ontology annotation, molecular function: protein binding. The transcript has a single exon. The record is from RefSeq and is a predicted model, not a curated record. Lineage: Eukaryota; Metazoa; Chordata; Actinopteri; Perciformes; Liparidae.
CUCUCUCGUCGAAGCUUUGUGUGAGCUGGCAUAGCAGACACGAUGGCGCACGGUUCACAGCAGUUGCCUCCUCUACUCUGGCUGUGUAUGGGACUAUUUCUGGCCCCCGUAUAUGGCAAAGAAUGUCCACAUUUGUGUGUUUGUGAGAUCCGCCCGUGGUUCACCCCCCAGUCGACCUACAAGGAGGCAACCACAGUGGAUUGCAAUGACUUGAGGCUCAUGCACAUCCCGACAAACCUAUCCACGGACACUCAGGUGUUACUGCUCCAAAGUAAUGCCAUCUCUCACACCAGUGGAGAGCUGGAGGCGCUGUUCAACUUGACAGAGUUGGACCUAUCCCAGAACAACUUCAGCACCGUGGAAGCCGUGGGCCUCACAAGUAUGAACCACUUAACCACCCUGCAUCUAGAGGAGAACCAGAUUAGCCAGCUGCCAGACCACUGCCUCGGAAACCUCUCCAAUCUCCAGGAGCUCUACAUCAACCACAACCAGAUAAGCGCCAUCUCCCCUCGGGCAUUUGCAGGCAUGCGCAGCCUGCUGCGCCUUCAUCUGAACUCCAACAGGCUCCAUGUCAUAGACAGCCGCUGGUUUGAAGAAACACCUAACCUUGAGAUACUCAUGAUCGGGGAGAACCCGGUCAUUGGCCUCCUCGACAUGAACUUUAAGCCUCUAGGAAGUCUGAGGAGUCUGGUCCUGGCUGGCAUGGACCUCACUGAUGUUCCAGCAAAUGCCUUUGUAGGUUUGUAUAGCCUCGAAAGCAUUUCUUUCUAUGACAACAAACUGGUCAGAAUUCCUCAACUGGCCCUUCAAAAAGUUCACAAUUUGAAAUUCUUGGAUUUGAACAAGAAUCCAGUUCACAAAAUCCAGGAAGGAGAUUUCAGGAACAUGUUACGUCUGAAGGAGUUGGGCAUCAACAAUAUGAUGGAGUUAGUGUCAAUUGAUCGCUAUGCUCUGGACAACCUACCAGAGCUGACAAAGCUGGAGGCCACCAACAACCCGAAGCUGUCUUAUGUGCAUAGGUUGGCCUUUCGGGACAUGUCCUCUUUGGAGAGCCUGAUGCUCAACAAUAACGCCCUCACUGCCCUUUACCAGCACACUGUGGAGGUUUUGCCUAAUCUGCGGGAAAUCAGUCUGCAUAGCAACCCAUUGCGUUGUGACUGUGUCAUUCAGUGGAUGAGCUCUAACAGGACCACGGUGCGCUUCAUGGAGCCCCUGGCCAUGCUUUGUUCCUCCCCACCAGAACUCAAAGGCCAGCGGGUUCGAGAGGUAAGGCUGCUGCAGUCCCCGGAGCAAUGCCUGCCUCUCAUAUCCCACAAUACCUUCCAGAGCCACUUGAACCUCGAGCUGGGCAUGACUGUCAGUCUCGACUGCAGAGCCAUGGCCGAACCACAGCCUGAGAUCUACUGGGUGACUCCUCUUGGGUCCAAAAUCACAAUUGACUCUCUGUCAGAGCGGUACCACUUGAACAAUGAGGGGACCCUGAGGCUGUCUCAUGUUCAGGUGGAGGAUUCUGGUCGUUACACCUGUGUGGCCCAGAACACGGAAGGAGCCGACACACGGGUCGCCACCAUCCGUGUGAAUGGCACCCUGCUCGACAGCGCCCAGGUGAUGAACAUCUACGUCAAGCAGACCGAGUCGCACUCCAUCCUGGUCUCCUGGAAGAUCAAUUCUAACGCUAUGUCCUCCAACCUGAAGUGGGCCUCCGCCACCAUGAAGAUUGACAACCCGCACAUCACCUACACGGCUCGCGUCCCCGUAGACGUCCAUGAGUAUAACCUCACACACCUUCAGCCUGCCACAGAGUAUGAGGUAUGCCUCACUGUCUCCAACGUCCACCUGCAGACACACAAGUCGUGUGUUAAUGUGACAACACGCGGCGCUACCUUCGCCCUGGACCUGUCAGACCAGCACCCGAGUGCGGCUGUGUUGGCUGUCAUGGCGACAAUGCUGGCUUUCCUCAGCCUGGCCACCGUGGUCGUCUACAUAGCUCGCAGAUGGAAGAGAAAAAACUACCACCACUCUCUGAAGAAAUACAUGCUGAAGACGUCCUCUAUCCCUCUGAACGAGCUUUACCCUCCGCUCAUCAACCUGUGGGAGGUGGAUGCGGAGAAGGACAAAGAAGGCAGUGCAGAGGGAAAACUCUCUCCUGUUGACACCACACGCAGUUAUUACAUGUGGUGAGAACUCAGUCAGGAGGCCUGGCUGCCCUCCAGCAGCACAAAAGACACACUUUUGCCAUUUUGGUGCAAAAGUCAAAGUUGCAAAUGUUUUUUUGUAUUUUUAGCUUUGCUAAUAAGAGGCAGAGCGAUCGAGGACAGGGUUUUUAUUAGUAUAGCGUAUCGCCUUUGUUUAAUUCUUUCUAUCUCUUAAUUGUUUUGGACUUUCCAGGAUGGCAGCUGUAUUUAGCCUCCAGGUUGUCUUAGUUGCUAUGCUCUUGUUUCCGUGGUGCAUUUUUUGACACACUUUCUGUAAUAAUAGAGCAGCAGGUGCCGAUGAUCUUCUUGCAGCAUUAGUAGCAAUCAGUGUUUCUUUCUCUGUUUUGUAAAACAGACACUCACUGAUAAUAUGAUUAAUAUGAUGAUAAUUGUGCAGUAAUGUUGUAUCAACUAUACCUUUUAACUUUCUGAUUUAUAUUGCAAGAGAAUAGGAUUUGUAGUUUGCUAAUAAAUGUGAUGUUAAUGCUAGAAAUAUAAAUGUUUGCUCAAACAUUUGGAGUCUUUCUACUAAGAUGCACUAGAAACUUUUUGAACUUUUCCCCAUUUACUCAUUUAUUUUGCUAGACUUUUUCGCUAAUUACGUAGUUUAUUAUUUACACAUGCAAUCUGUAUGCUGAAGAAUUUACAAUAAAUACCAUUUUGGUUCUUUUGCAGACAUUUGGCCUUUAUUUUCAUUCCCGUUCUAAUCUAUAUUAUUAUUUUAUAGUUUCAAACAGGCUCUCUCACUCCCAGGUAAUAGCUCAGUGGGGUAAGAGGGCCGUCCUGCAACCGCAGGGUUGUGGGUUCGAUCCCCGCUCUCCCCAUUAGUUGCAAGUCGAAGUGUCCUUGAGCAAGGCACUGAACCCCCAGUUGCUUCCCGGGCGCUUCACCGCAGCCCACUGCUCCUUAAUAACUAAGGAUGGGUUAAAUGCAGAGAACUAAUUUCCCCUUGGGGAUUAAUAAAAGUGUAUAUUCUUCUA